GCCAGAGUGCACAGCCCCAGGGCGCGGGUGUGAGCAGAAAAGCGAGCGGUGCAUCCAGGCGGAGGAGAAGGAGGAGGAGGAGGAGGCAGGAGCGGUACAGAGCACAGGGGCUCCUGCCUUGGAGUAGCAGCAGCGAUGGGGCUCCGCGCUGCUCUGUUCGACGUCGGCGGAGUGCUGCUGCGUCCCUCCCCGAACGUCAUCUUCCGCCAGGCGGAGGAAGUCGCCGCCCUGCCCAGCGGCUUUUUAAACAAAGUCGUUACUCAAGAAGGCCUUGAUAACCCUUACCAGUGCCUCAUCAGAGGAAAGAUCACAUUUUUACAGUGGGUUUCUCUCGUGGAAGAAGAUUGUAGGAAGCUUUCUGCAGCCUCUGGUUUCUGCCUUCCUGAGCAAUUCUCCAUACGGAAAAUCUAUGAAGAUGUCAUUUCAAAAGGAAAGAUCAAUUACCCUGUUCUUCAGGCUGCCAUCACUUUGAGGAAAAAGGGAUAUAAAACCUGCAUCAUUACCAACAAUUGGCUUGAUGAUAGUUCCCAGAGAGACACUUUUGCCCAGUUGUUACAAACCCUAAGGAAACACUUUGACCUAAUCAUAGAAUCAUGCCAAAUUGGAAUGGCCAAGCCAGACCCAGAAAUUUAUAAGUUUGCCCUGGAGGCAUUGAAGGUGGAACCACAUGAGGCUGUUUUCUUAGAUGACACUGGGGCCAACCUCAAGAAAGCUCGUGAAAUAGGAAUGGUCACCAUCCUUGUCCAAGAUAUCGACACGGCCCUGAAGGAGUUGGAAAAAUCAACUGGCAUUCAGCUUCUCAAUGAUGUGGUGGUGCAGCCUAUCGCAAUCAAGCCAAGUGAUGUUGCCCAUGGAUAUGUCGAAGUCAAGCCUGGUGUCCAGCUGCAUUUUGUGGAGAUGGGGUCUGGCCCUGUUGUGAUUCUCUGCCAUGGCUUUCCUGAAAGCUGGUUCUCUUGGAGGUAUCAGAUCCCUGCUCUAGCAGAAGCAGGCUACCGAGUCAUUGUUCCAGCUAUGAAAGGCUAUGAUGGUUCUUCUGGCCCCCACGAAAUAGAAGAAUAUUCCAUGGAAGUCAUGUGUAAGGAGUUUACUACUUUCCUGGAUAAGUUGGGCAUUUCCCAAGCGGUGUUUAUUGGCCAUGACUGGGGUGGUGCCCUGGUGUGGUACAUGGCCCUCUUCUAUCCAGAGAGAGUAAGGGCAGUGGGCAGUUUGAAUACACCCUUCGCACAAGUAGAUCCAGCUGUACCUUCUAUAGAGAGGAUCAAAGCCAAUCCAAGGUUUCAUUACCAGCUGUACUUCCAAGAACCAGGAGUGGCAGAGGCUGAACUCGGGAAGGACCUGACCCGGACGUUCAAAAUAAUGUUCCGAGCAAGUGAUGAGACGCAGUAUAUGACAAUGGGAAAUCCUAUUGAAACAGGAAUUCUGCAAAAAAACACGAAUCCCGAGUUCAGUAGGAUGGUAACAGAGGAGGAGAUUGAAGUCUAUGUGCAGCAGUUCAAGAAAUCUGGCUUCAGGGGUCCCUUGAACUGGUAUCGGAACAUGGAUGCAAAUUGGAAAUGGAGCUGUGCUGGAGUAAGAAGGAAGAUCUUGAUUCCAGCCCUGAUGGUCACAGCUGAGAAAGAUAAGGUCCUCCUUCCAAAGUAUUCUGAGCGCAUGGAAAUGUGGAUCCCCAACCUAAAACGGAGACAUAUUGAGAACUGUGGACACUGGACUCAGAUGGAAAAGCCAAGAGAGGUGAAUCAGAUCCUCAUUGAGUGGCUACAAGAUGUGGUCAAGAAUCCGUCAUUGGUCUCUAUGCUCUAAUGUGGGAUGUAUGUGAGCAUGUGUGUGUGUGUGUGUGUGUGUGUGUAUGAGGUCCUGCAAACACCUCUGUCAUUCAUAUGGGGAGAUAUCAAAUGAUGGCUUUCUCUUCCAUCUACCCCCUUUAAGCAACAACAUUAUUAGAGGCUGGUGGGAUACACCAGAAAGGCAAUGGCGCUUCCUUCUCUUCCUGCUACUGCACACAUCACAAAUAAGGGCUUCAGUUCUGGGUAGGGACGGGUGGGGAAGGAGGUCAGUUGGUUUAGUGAGCAAAGAUAAGAAUCUAUUUGAAUUAAUCCCAUUAACAUUUUCUUCCUUAUGAUUGUAAUUGGAAUAGGGAAUUAAAUAAUAAGGAUUUAAUUUAGAAAGUCAGAUUGGGAAAGGAUAAUCAUUAUCAACUGGUCCAGAAGUCAGAAGCUCCUGGGUUCCAGUUCUAGCUCAGCUACUUAUUAGUUUAAUGACCAAGGACAAGUCAUUCAACCUUUCUGAACCUCAACCAUCCAGUGAGAGUUGGACAAGAACUAGAUAAUCUCCCUGGUCUCUUCCAUCUCUAGCAUAAAUAUAUCAAUCAGGAAAUUUAAAAUGGAGCAAAUUUUGCAGGAUAAAGAAACCACUAAAUGAAUAAGAUCUCCUGAUUAGUCUUGAGGUGUGAGAUGAGGGAGGUAAAACUGGGGUUUCUAAUUUGAUUGAACCUUUAAUAGUGUUGCAAAUUAAUUUGUUAAUCAUGGUUGUGACUACAAUAAAAAAUUUUGUCAAAGGCAAA
Messenger RNA from Trichosurus vulpecula (common brushtail), 2560 nucleotides. It is a transcript of the gene EPHX2, whose product is annotated as epoxide hydrolase 2. Gene Ontology annotation, biological process: cholesterol homeostasis; phospholipid dephosphorylation. Gene Ontology annotation, cellular component: peroxisome. The coding region runs from base 136 to 1800 and encodes 554 amino acids. The record is from RefSeq and is a predicted model, not a curated record. NCBI's taxonomy places the organism in Eukaryota, Metazoa, Chordata, Mammalia, Diprotodontia, Phalangeridae. Gene Ontology annotation, molecular function: magnesium ion binding; lipid phosphatase activity. The transcript has 19 exons.